Molecule: messenger RNA, 4271 nt
Organism: Rhineura floridana
Lineage: Eukaryota; Metazoa; Chordata; Lepidosauria; Squamata; Rhineuridae
Gene: TCP11L2
Product: t-complex 11 like 2
Exons: 13
Coding region: 443-1972 (509 amino acids)
Biological process (GO): signal transduction
Source: RefSeq, a predicted model, not a curated record
GACAACCAAGGACUGUAUGUAUAACUAAAUGAAGGGGGAGGAGGAAGUUAUUAAAGCCCUGCUGAGAGCGGCGCGGUAGCAGCAAAAGCAAAGGAAGAAAGGGGGGGGAGCAGCCCCCUAUGCGCGAAGGAAAAAGGUCACUCUGCCUGGGAAUCUCUUGGGACCUGCCAAGCACUUUCUUAAUUCUCUCAAUUGCACAAAGUGUCGAAAGCAUUACCUCCAAUGAACUGCAUCAGUUUCUGUAUGUGAGAAAACUCUUGAACAGUGAAUCAUGUUCCUGUAUAUCCUGGUGCAAACAGGAAUCGGCUGUCCAGUAUGAUACCAAAACACAAAACUUUAAAGCGAACAGCAUCUGUCUCCAUACAAUUGCGAUUACCGCAUUCUCUGGGUUGCUGCUGGCUUAGAUAGUUUCUUUGUACUGUAUCAGUAAAAGUGAUCCAUAAUGCCUCUCAACGAUGAGCAGAACAGCGACUGUGAUUCUUCACGAUUCUCCGAAAGUGCAGCUUCUUCUUCCAGCGACUCCGAAUACUCAAGGCAGAGUUUCACCAGUGACUCUUCAAGCAAGCCUGGCUCCCCAGCGUCAACAAGCCCUCCCAAAGUGGUCACAUUUGAUGAAAUGAUGGCAGCAGCAAGAAAUUUGUCAAACUUGACUCUGGCUCAUGAAAUUGCUGUAAAUGAAAACUUUCACUUGGAGCAGAUUGAGCAUCCACAGAACAGAAGAGUGAAACAAAUUGUACACAAAGCAUUCUGGGAUCGUUUGGAGGAAGACUUGAAUGAAGAUCCUCCCGAAUAUGAACAUGCUAUCAAACUGUUUGAAGAAAUUAAAGAGAUUCUUCUUUCUUUCCUGAACCCUGGGUCUAACAGGAUGCGGAGCCAAAUCUGUGAAGUCCUUGAUGCAGACCUCAUAAGGCAGCAGGCCGAGCAUGACGCGGUUGACAUCCAGGGCCUCGCAAACUAUGUCAUUAGCACCAUGGGGAAAUUGUGUGCUCCAAUAAGGGAUAAUGAAGUCAGCCAGUUAAAGGCUACUGGGAAUAUUGUCGUAUUGUUGAGGCAAAUAUUCCAUGUUCUGGAUCUCAUGACAAUGGAUAUGGUUAACUAUACUAUACGGAGCCUUCGACCCCAUCUUCAGCGUAACUUGGUGGAUUACGAGAGAGCUAAAUUCCAAGACAUACUUGAAGAAACACCAAGUGCCCUGGACUUGACAACAGAAUGGAUAAAGGAAUCUAUACAGGAUGAAUUAUCUUCUCUUUCCCGUGAAGCAUCUUCAUGUGCUGGUGCUGAUGGGAUCUCUAAAACAAAUCUGAGUCCUACUUUGGUGCUGACAAACAGCUACUUGAAACUAUUGCGGUGGGAUUAUCAGAAAAAACCUAUUCCUGAGACGUUAGUGACAGAUGAAGGUCGUCUUCAGGAGCUAUCGGAGAAGCUGAAUCAGUUGAAGAUUAUAGCGUGCAUCUGUCUCAUAACAAGCAACAUGGUGGCUGCGGCUAUUGAGGGCAUUCCCGAUUUUGUAGAAAAACAAAAGCGGAUUUCAUUUGUGCUGCUUGAAGGGAUGAAUAAGAAGACUUUUGAUUUGAGAGAAGCUCUUAAUGCAAUAGGUGUUCAGACAUGUAGUGAAAUAAGUGAGUCGCUGGCUGCGAGGGGCUUCCCACUGCUAAAUAAGGAAGUUCAAGCCAAUUUAGUGGGGCAGCUCUGCAAUGUUGUCGAGGAAGAAAAUCCUAUCAACUCCUUAAUUGAUAAACGAAUUCAUUUGUACUUGAGAAGUUUGCUUGCUUCUCCAGGCUUUCAAAAGUCUAUGCCUACAAUUCCAGGAGGCCUUGCUGUGAUUCAGACUGAGAUAGAGACCAUUGGAUCUCAGUAUGCCAACAUUGUUAACCUUAAUAAACAGGUGUAUGGACCAUUCUAUGCAAAUAUUUUUAGAAAAUUGCUAUUCUGUGAAACAAACAAAGCGGAACCUGAACCUUCUACUAACUGAAAUAUUUCAGCCUUCUUUGUUCCUUCCUCUUCACGGUGUUUAUAUUACUAUUUUUAUUCUUCUCGACACAUACAACUUGCAACAAUGAUUGUUAAUGAAAUAAAUGUGUAUGUCUAAGUGGACUAGACCAUAGUAGUUAUAUUUAAAUAAAGGUUACCCAGAAUCACUGCAAAAUUACUAAACUAAAAAAUGUUUGAAAGGAUUAAUUCUGUUUACAAUGUCGGAUUGUAACAUUUAUUGCAGUUGUUUACUUUAAAUGUACUCUCCUAUACAAGCAUUUCUGUCCUAGAGGAUAAAUACUUGCCGAUUUAGCCACUCAUAUGUCUCUUUCAGAUGUUUAACAACGUGCUUAUUCCAGUGCUUUCAGAGCAGUAACACUGAAAUUAGUAGUUCAGACUUCAUCUGGAUUAAAUAUUAAUCUUUUACCCCCAAUCUUUGCUCUUACUUUGCUCCUAUUUUCAUUCUUCCAUAUCUCUCCUUUGCUUCUGUGCUGGCAGCUGGGACAGUGGGAGGAUGGCUCUCUUCAAAUUUCUCUUGGAUUGCUGCCAUUUUCCAACCCCUGGUUCAUGACUAAUCUGGCAGUCUUGAUAGAAGCCCAGUUCCAAACUAUUUAGAUGUAAAGUACCAUGUAGCCCCAUGACACCUGGAAGAAUAUUAACUGAAUAAUUUUUAUGUAAGUUGCAGGAACAUUUUGGUGUAGUAGAGUGCUUGAGAGCCUGCAAUAUUAUAUGCAAACUAUUUCUUUUUUGCAAAUCUCAACCUGUUACAGAAAGACUUCAGUACGUUGGUUAUAUAAUCCUUCCUUUCAUGCCAGAAGGGAUCAUGACUUGAAGAAACUGACUUCUAGGAAGUACAAUUUACAAUCUAGUUCACUGUGAUCCAUUGGAAUAAAACUUCAGCGAGUAUGUCUUUCAAUACUCCCUGUUGAUAUUUUAUAUACCUACAGUGUAUUUUUGGUGAGAAUUAAUCUUUAUUCACAUUUGCCAUAUAAUGCUUCUGAUGUGUCGUGUCACAGAGGAUCUUGAUAUAAAAAGCAUUGUGGUUUUUAUAGGCAAAUUUGGAUUUCUAAAAAACAGGACCGCAUACAAUCUGUUUUUAAAAAAGAAAUCUCUAUGAAGUAUAUAAUUCUGGGUUAGCUCAAACUAAGGUUGACUUCCUGUUUGGGAUGGAGAAAGGCAGAAUUAUUUCCUUUCUUCCUACGAGCUUUGAUUUCCCUGUGGGAUUAAGCAAAAGGACAAAAUUCUGUGGCAAACACUUAUUCAGUCAUCACUUAGUUUAAUGAAUCCAAUGGUGCUAUUGACAGCCAUAUUUGGCUCUACAAACUACUCUCUCAAACCACACAAUUGUUUUAAAGCUGCCUUUGGAAGAUAGUGUUCCUUGCCUUGUUCUUGCCUUCCUGGUGCCCUCCAGUUCCCAUCAUCCCUGGCCACUGGCCAUGCUGCUGGGGCUGCGGUGAGUUGGAGGCCAACAACAUCUGGAGGGUACCAUGUUGAGGAAGGCUGCCCUUAGACUUCAUGUCCAAUUAUAAGGAAUAUGAAUAUAUUUUUCACUUGUCUAGAUAGUUAAGCUGACUUUGAGAAACUGCAUCGUAGGAGCUAUUGCAAUAUAAUGCAUGCACUAAUGAAAUUAGGAAUAGAACCGUAAGAUUUUCGACAACAUAAUCAACUUGUAUCACAAAGCAUCCAAAAUUCUGAUGGGGGAACUGUAUACUUAAAUUUGAAAGGAAAAACUAUUAAAUAGUCUAAAAAAAAUAAGUUGGAUCUAGAUAUGGCUAGGUUAUGUUAUAAAAAUCCACAAGAAACCUUAUUGUAAUCAUUUUGUUUUGGUAUAUAUUUGCUUUUUUUCUGUUUUCUCAAACACUUUACAUUUGCAGGAAAUCAAGUGGAGCCACACUACUUCCACUAGAUUCUAAUUAACCUGGGAAACAAUAAUAUUAUGGGAGUAAGCGUGGGAUAUACAUUUCAUAAAUAAAUAUAUAUUAGAAAACAUUCAUGCAGAGGAUUAAGAGAAAAAACUUUGUUUUGUAAUUUUAUAAAUGACUUGAAAGGGGCAUUUUAUAUAGCAUGGUAUGUCCAUUCAACAAUUUUUGAAUGUUUCAUAACUGAUGUUCAUAGACUUUUGGAUGUUGAAAUUAAUCAAUGGAGUUAACUUGUUCCUCUUGCAUGCUGUUUGCUGAAAUAAUCCAAAUAUGUUUACUUGCAUUAGCUUACUGAGAGCAAGAUAUAUGUAACUGGUUUGUUAGGUUUUUUGUGUGUAAAUAUUUGAUAUUCAUUAAAUUCUGCUUGAGAUUUUAAAAAAA